Mytilus trossulus (common blue mussel) is the source of this 1019-nucleotide messenger RNA. RefSeq lists its product as uncharacterized. Lineage: Eukaryota; Metazoa; Mollusca; Bivalvia; Mytilida; Mytilidae. Bases 8 to 982 code for a protein of 324 amino acids. The transcript is spliced from 5 exons. The record is from RefSeq and is a predicted model, not a curated record.
UUUAUGUAUGUUAAAUGUGAAAAGAUACCGAAGGGAAAUGACGAUAAAAAUACUUGAAUUUGCAUUUUCCUUGUUGCUUUUAAGUCACGUGAUCUACACUCAGUCUGAUUUAUCAACAUGUCCAACUAAUAUUCGGACUUUGAAACACGUACGCGUGUAUACAGAUGCAUGCUUGUUGUUUGUUGAACAUGAAUUAUCAUGGGAUGAUGCUCGUAAAAGCUGCAGGAGCCUUGGAGGAGAUUUAGUAAUGAUAAAAGAUAGCGCAAAGCAAAAGUUCAUUUUGGAUUCUCUGAUAUUCGAACAUUGGAAUACACAAAAUAUAUGGAUUGGUGCUACAGACAAGGCCAAAGAAGGGGACUGGCGCUGGAUAGAUGGCAGUAGUGUAACGUAUGCACAUUUUGCGGAAGGACAAGGUAAUAACCACCCCACAAGAAGAUUUAUAUUUUCUAGUGGUUCAGACGAAGAUUGUGCUCUGAUCAAACGAAGUGAUGGUGGCCUAUGGCAUGAUUAUCCGUGUGAUUUCGGUUUAGGGAGCUUAGGAUAUCAUUUCACUUAUGCCUGUGAAUUCCCCAGGACUGAUAAGCUUGUACAAAUAGGAUCAAAUACUGCAGCAAGCACACAAACCAUCAUUCCUUAUCAUACUACUACUACAACAGUGUCAACACAGUCGACAACAGCUAAAGCCUUUAUACUGACAAAACUUGUAAAAACAGGCAGGAAUGUUACAUUUAGUUGUCCCAUUACAUCUUCUGUUGGAUCUAUUGUAUCAUGGUAUGGACCUCCAGAUUCCAAGACAUUAUACGCUAGUGGCACAGUAACUAACCCAAGACUGUCAACUAUUGCUAUUACUGGUGAUCAUGCAAAUGGAGAAUAUAACCUUCAUUUGAGUUUCGUAACAAAGUAUGAUGAAGGUUAUUAUACAUGUAGUAUGACGUACAACGGUACUUACCAGUCACAAGGAUUUUCAUUACAUGUGUAUUAAAACCUUAGAUUCUUGGAUAUAAAGAUCUUUAGAAAUG